AUGACCACCGUGACCGACCCCCCGCAAAAAGUCUGGGCCUCCCUAAUCACCAACCUGCACUACCUGCCCGGCCUCCUCACCCUCGCGCACUCCCUCCACCAAACCAACACAGCCUACCCCUUCCUGGCCCUAUACACGACCUCCCUCCCAGAAGAAGGCAUCGCCGCCCUCCGCGCCCGCGGCAUCCCCAGCCGCCUAGUCCCCACCAUCACCCCGGCCGGGACCUGCACGCACGAGCACGACCCGCGCUUCGCCGAAGCGUGGAAGAAGCUCAUCGUGUUUUCGUUAGAAGACUACGCCCGCAUCGUCCUGCUGGACAGUGACAUGCUCGUGCGCCAGAACAUGGACGAGCUGAUGGAGCUCCCCCUCGACGGAGAGACGCAGAUCCUCGCUGCCAGCCACGCGUGCGCCUGCAACCCGCUGAAAAAGCCGCAUUAUCCGAGUGAUUGCUCCCCCUACCCAUCGUAUCAAUUCGAUCGCAGCAACCAUCCGAUCCCGAUCCCAGCAACACUAACAAGAAAUGUGGGCAGGACCCCGCAAAACUGCGCCUACACAGCCCAACGCCCCUUCCCGGACACCGCCCAAACGACGGGUCCCGACGCCACCGCGGGCGUGGCGAUGCUCAACAGCGGGCUACUGGUCGUGCAACCCCGGCAAACGGACUUCGUGGCCGUGCAGACGGCGCUCCGGGACACGAACCGCGUAAAAGGGUAUGCGCUGGCGGACCAGGAGCUGCUGUCGAACGUGUUCCGGGGCCGGUGGCGGCCGCUGCCGUAUGUGUAUAAUGCGCUGAAGCCGAUGCGCGGGGUGGAGGGGACGCAUGCGGACCUUUGGCGCGAUGGGGCGGUCAAGAAUGUGCAUUUUAUCUUUGCGGUGAAGCCGUGGCAGAUGGACCGGGAACGUGAGGAAGGGGAUGAGUUGGUGCGGUGGUGGUGGGCGGUGGAUGAUGAGCGGAGGCGGGGGGAGAGAGCCCGAGGGGUGGUGGAUGGGUAUUAG
Aspergillus uvarum CBS 121591 is the source of this 996-nucleotide messenger RNA. Its product is annotated as glycosyl transferase family protein. The transcript is spliced from 3 exons. NCBI's taxonomy places the organism in Eukaryota, Fungi, Ascomycota, Eurotiomycetes, Eurotiales, Aspergillaceae. The record is from RefSeq and is a predicted model, not a curated record. Gene Ontology annotation, molecular function: glycosyltransferase activity. The coding region runs from base 1 to 996 and encodes 331 amino acids.